CUUCACUAUCCAGCUUCGGUAGUAUUUAUAACCCUAGGAAAUAGGAAUGAUUAAUUUGUUCUGUUCGCGCUGUUUUAGUCUCAUUUAUUGUUUGGUUGACGAGAAAAUGCAGGACAAUGAACCGUCGAGACUGUGAUAUGCUUUCGUCGGUGAACUGUCAUUUUUGAACCAGAGAAAGAGAGACCCCUGGCACUGUAGGGUUUCAACUCAAAAUUAUUUGAUUUAUUCUGGGUCCUGAAAAGUUGGCAGCAUCAAUAAAGAUCCUAUACCCAAGAUUGCUUGCUGCACGCAUUGAAUUGAAAUGAAGAUGUUAGAGGAUUCACAGGAUUCUCUGGAAGUAAAAUUUUCAAAACAAACAUCACAUGAGUCACCAAGCAACCAACAAAAUAACUCACCUGAGGCGGUGAACUCUGAUCCAGUGUCUGUUUCAAGCAACAACAGCAGAAAAGUUACACACCGAGAUAUUGAAAUUGUGCAGAAUCUGAUAGAAAGGUGUCUGCAACUGUAUAUGAAUAGAAGCGAGGUGGUAAAUACCCUCUUGCAUCAAGCAAGAAUUGAGCCUGGUUUUACAACCUUAGUAUGGCAGAAAUUGGAAGAAGAAAACCCAGACUUUUUUAAGGCCUACUACAUGAGGCUAGUGCUGAAGAAACAAAUUAUGGUGUUCAAUCAAUUACUUGAGUAUCAGUACUAUCAGAUGAAGUCCCCUGCACAUUCAAAAGUUCCAUUAGAAAAUGGGAUUCAUCACUUCCUGGUCAACAAUCUACCUAUGGGAUACACCACUGCUCAGCAGCCUCCAAUCCCAUCAACAGAUCACCGCCAGAUUGGCCCUAUGGGAGUACCUGGCUCUCAUGUGGUAAAUGAAAUGCCUGCAUCAGGAGAUUUCCAUUCAGCGCAAUUAAAUUCUGGGAAAGAGAUGGUGAUGAAUGGCAGAUCAGCUGACUUACUACCAGGUGUUCCUGGUGUCAAGUUGGAGAUGGCUUUAAGUCCUACAUCAGUUGCAUCCGUUCCUUUCACCCCAACAGAAAUAUCAGAUUUGAGCUUGGACACAUCACUUGACUCGGCAUAUGCAUCUCAUAUGACCAGUCAAGAGGGGUUGCUUCCUGGACCUGAUUGUGGUACUGACAAUUCUAAGGAAUCUCUUCAACCAUUUUGUCAGAUUCCCUGGAAUCUUAGCUUCUCAGAUCUAGCUGCAGACUUGACAAAUGUUGAAGAUCAUGGACAGCUUGGAAAUUAUUCCGGUUCUGAUAUAUUACUUGAUUCGCCAGAGCAAAAUGAUAUUGGUUUUGAUAGAAUGUCUUUCUUCUUUCAGUCGAGGAUUUUUUUCUUGAUAAUGCUCCAGGCCCGGCCACUCAAACAGAAGAAUAAUCGGUGAGGUGAGGCCCUUGUAACUACAAGUCCCAGUACUGGACUCGGGUAAGCUUAGAUCAAACAAGUCCCAUGAUCUGUAUUUACAGAUAGAUAACCACGGUCCUUCAGCUGUACAGAAAACAUAUUGAUGUAAAUUUGAAACCUCAAAAUUAGGCAGGCAUAUGAUGCAUGUUCUCUAUUUUUCUUACAUUUCUGUUUACCUGGAGAAAAUUGCAGCUACUGUUUCCUUUUAAAAAAAAAAAUUAUUACCAUGCUUUGACCA
Messenger RNA from Jatropha curcas, 1630 nucleotides. RefSeq lists its product as uncharacterized. NCBI's taxonomy places the organism in Eukaryota, Viridiplantae, Streptophyta, Magnoliopsida, Malpighiales, Euphorbiaceae. The record is from RefSeq and is a predicted model, not a curated record.